Messenger RNA from Cricetulus griseus (Chinese hamster), 1305 nucleotides. It is a transcript of the gene Eif2ak2, whose product is annotated as eukaryotic translation initiation factor 2 alpha kinase 2. Gene Ontology annotation, biological process: protein phosphorylation. The record is from RefSeq and is marked validated. NCBI's taxonomy places the organism in Eukaryota, Metazoa, Chordata, Mammalia, Rodentia, Cricetidae. Gene Ontology annotation, molecular function: ATP binding; double-stranded RNA binding; protein kinase activity.
AUGGCCAGUGAUACACCGGGUUUCUACAUGGACAAACUUAAUAAAUACCACCAGAAGCAUAAAGUAAUGAUUACGUAUAAGCAACUUCAUAUUACAGGACCUCCACAUGACAGAAGGUUUACAUUUCAAGUUAUAAUAAACGGGGAAGAAUUUCCAGAAGCUGAGGGUAGAACAAAGCAGGAAGCAAAAAAUGCUGCUGCCCAAUUAGCUGUUGAGAGACUUAAUGAAAACAAGGCGGAUAGUCAAACGGACGCUUCAGAAGGCUUACUUUCUGGGAAUUACAUAGGCCUUGUCAAUAGUUAUGCUCAGAAGGAAAAUCUGUCUGUAAAUUACGAACAGUGUACCUCCAAUACCCAGUCGCCCCAAAGAUUUUGUUGUAAAUGCAAAAUUGGGCUGAAAACUUAUGGUAUUGGUUCAGGCGCUACCAAACAGGAAGCAAAGCAGUCGGCUGCUAAAGAUGCGUAUCAGAAGCUAUCAGAGAAAAGCUCAAUGAGAGUUGACAGAACAUCCUCUGGUCUUAGUACAUCUUCAUCCAGUGGCCUCUCCAGCAGCUUGUCUACAGCAAGCCAUUUUACUUCUCUGUCAGCACCGCAAAGUGAUUUCUCAGAGAUUGCAUCAAAGAACCACUGGCACAGUAUUUCUUUCGAAUCUCCUUUUACGAAUGGUCUCAGAGAAAAUAAAAGGAAAUCAGGAGUAAAACCGUCACCUAGUGAUGUGCAAAGAAAUAAAUAUACCAUGGACUCCAGGUUUAAUAAUGAUUUUGAAGACAUAGAAGAAAUUGGCUCAGGUGGAUUUGGCCAAGUUUUCAAAGCAAAACACAGAAUUGAUGGAAAGACUUAUGCUAUUAAGCGAGUUAGUUGUAACACAGAGAAGGAAGUACGGGAAGUAAAAGCGUUGGCAGCACUCAGUCAUAUCAAUAUUGUUCAGUACCAUUCUUGUUGGCUGGGACAGGACUAUGAUCCCGAGCACAGCCCGGAUAGAAAUCCAAGACGAUCAAAGACCCAGUGCCUUUUCAUUCAAAUGGAAUUCUAUGAUAAAGGAACUUUGGAGCAAUGGAUGUUAAAUUGCAAGCAGAGGAAAGUAGACAAUGAUUUGUUUUUGGAAUUAUCUGAACAAAUAACAACAGGGGUGGAUUAUAUACAUUCAAAAGGUUUAAUUCACAGAGACCUUAAGCCAUGUAAUAUAUUUUUAGUAGAUGAAAAACACAUAAAGAUUGGAGACUUUGGCCUCGUAACAUCCAUGGAGAAAGAUGGAAAUCGAACAAAGCGUACAGGAACUCUUCUAUACAUGAGUCCAGAGCAGGUA